Molecule: messenger RNA, 2039 nt
Organism: Ochotona princeps (American pika)
Lineage: Eukaryota; Metazoa; Chordata; Mammalia; Lagomorpha; Ochotonidae
Gene: PPARG
Product: peroxisome proliferator activated receptor gamma
Exons: 8
Coding region: 232-1659 (475 amino acids)
Biological process (GO): negative regulation of inflammatory response; hormone-mediated signaling pathway; positive regulation of transcription by RNA polymerase II
Cellular component (GO): nucleus
Molecular function (GO): RNA polymerase II cis-regulatory region sequence-specific DNA binding; nuclear receptor activity; zinc ion binding
Source: RefSeq, a predicted model, not a curated record
CCCCGCUCCGGGCCACGGGCCCGCUCCGCCGCGGGGCAGGCGCGGCCCACCCCGCGCUCCCAGCCGGAGUCCGAGCCGCAGCCGCCGCCUGGGGCGCUCGGGUCAGCCGCGGGGACACCGGAGCGGGCGCCACGCCGCCGCCUCAGAUCUGAAAGAAGACAGCUCCAAACCACAGAUCCACAACAAAAGGAGCACUUUCUCAAACAAGAGUUAUCCUUCAACGAAAUUACCAUGGUCGACACAGAGAUGCCAUUCUGGCCCACCAACUUUGGGAUCAGCUCUGUGGAUCUUUCUGUAGUGGAUGACCACUCACACUCCUUUGACAUUAAGCCCUUCACCACCGUUGACUUCUCCAGCAUUUCUGCUCCACACUAUGAAGACAUCCCAUUCACAAGAAGUGACCCGAUGGUUCCUGAUUAUAAGUACGAUCUGAAGCUCCAAGAGUAUCAAAGUGCAAUCAAAGUGGAACCUGCCUCCCCACCCUAUUACUCGGAAAAGACUCAGCUCUACAGCAAGGCUCAUGAGGAGACUUGCAGCUCCCUCAUGGCGAUUGAAUGCCGUGUCUGCGGGGACAAAGCUUCCGGCUUCCAUUAUGGAGUUCAUGCUUGUGAAGGAUGCAAGGGUUUCUUCCGGAGGACCAUCAGAUUGAAGCUGAUUUAUGAUAGGUGUGAUCUGAACUGUCGAAUCCACAAAAAAAGUAGAAAUAAAUGUCAGUACUGUCGAUUUCAGAAAUGCCUUGCUGUGGGGAUGUCUCAUAACGCCAUCAGGUUUGGGCGGAUGCCCCAGGCCGAGAAGGAGAAGCUGUUGGCUGAGAUCUCCAGUGACAUCGACCAGCUGAACCCAGAGUCUGCCGAUCUCCGAGCCCUGGCAAAGCAUUUGUAUGACUCAUACAUAAAGUCCUUCCCGCUGACCAAAGCCAAGGCGAGGGCGAUCUUGACAGGAAAGACAACAGACAAAUCACCGUUUGUUAUCUAUGAUAUGAAUUCCUUAAUGAUGGGAGAAGAUAAAAUCAAGUUCAAACACAUCACCCCACUGCAGGAACAGAGCAAAGAGGUAGCCAUCCGCAUCUUUCAGGGGUGCCAGUUCCGCUCAGUGGAAGCUGUGCAGGAGAUCACAGAGUAUGCCAAGAGUAUUCCUGGAUUUGUAAACCUUGACUUGAAUGACCAAGUAACUCUCCUUAAAUACGGUGUUCAUGAGAUCAUUUACACGAUGCUGGCUUCCUUGAUGAAUAAAGAUGGAGUUCUCAUAUCAGAGGGACAAGGAUUCAUGACGAGGGAGUUCCUAAAGAGUCUGCGAAAGCCCUUUGGUGACUUUAUGGAGCCCAAGUUCGAAUUUGCUGUGAAGUUCAACGCACUGGAAUUAGAUGACAGUGACUUGGCAAUAUUCAUAGCUGUCAUUAUUCUCAGUGGAGACCGCCCAGGCCUGCUGAACGUGAAGCCCAUCGAGGACAUCCAGGACAGCCUGCUGCAGGCGCUGGAGCUGCAGCUCAAGCUGAACCACCCCGAGUCCUCGCAGCUGUUCGCCAAGCUGCUGCAGAAGAUGACGGACCUCAGGCAGAUCGUCACGGAGCACGUGCAGCUCCUGCAAGUGAUAAAGAAGACGGAGACGGACAUGAGCCUCCACCCGCUCCUACAGGAGAUCUAUAAGGAUCUGUACUAGCAGAGGCCGAGCCCCGGGCAGCGCUCCUGCAGUUGCACUAUUCUGUUGAGGGAAAUUCUGACACCUAUAAAAUUCACUGUGAAAAAAAACAUUUAAAAAGAAAACAUUUUAGAAUAUGAUCUAUUUUAUGCAUACUGUUUAUAAAUAUACAUUUACAAUUUACUUUUAAUAUUAAAAAAUUGCCAUAUUAUGUAAUUGCUGAUAGUAUUGGAAGACUGAGUGUGAUGUGUUACCCACCUCAACCCCUUGGGUUUUCCCACCUUUUAUUUUCUUUCUUCCUGCUUCUCUCCCUUCCUUCCUUCUUGUAGACAUUUAUCUCAAUGUGAAUGGAACUGUUGAUAAACUUUAACCUUUAGUAAAUUAAUUUUUUACUCAAUUUA